UUCUUCUCAUAUUCCUAACCAUAACAAAUACCAAACCCCUCUCUCUCUCUCUCUCUCCCCCCUUCCUUUACCCAUCUUCUUCUUCUUGGGUUGAAGGGCUCAAUUUCUUCAUCAUAUUUGCAUACAUAUAGAUACAUACAUAUAUAAUUAGGAGGGUUUUCUACUAAAUGAACAACUAAUUUACCUUGGAAAGAGACCAACAAGAUGCAGUCUGAUCCAAACAUCUCGUCGACCGCUAAGGAUGAAGACCUCAGCGUCCGAAACAGUACUAGUAGCUUAUCAUCCUAUGUACCCAACUGGAUGGGUGGUGACAGCUCUCCGAUGACCAUGUCUCCAUGGAACCAAACCUCACCUUUCAUCAAAUCUCCAUGGACCAAAUUUGAAGAGGACACCCAUCAAAACCUCCCUCAAAACUUCCUCAUCGGAUCACUAGUCCGCGAAGAAGGCCAUAUAUAUUCCCUGGCUGCCACCGGCGAUCUCUUAUACACCGGCUCCGACAGCAAGAACAUCCGGGUUUGGAAGAACAUGAAGGAAUUCUCGGCCUUCAAGUCCAACAGUGGCUUAGUCAAAGCCAUUAUAAUCUCCGGCGAGAAGAUCUUCACGGGCCAUCAGGACGGCAAGGUUCGGGUGUGGAAGGUUCAUCCAAGGAACCCUAACAUCCACAAGCGCGCCGGAAACCUACCCACCUUCAUGGACGUGUUCAAGUGCUCCAUCAAACCGAAAAACUACGUGGAAGUGAAGCGCAAUCGCACCACCCUCUGGAUCAAGCACUGCGACGCCAUUUCGUGUCUUAGCAUGAGUGAAGAGCAUGGUCUUCUGUAUUCAGCUUCUUGGGACAGGACGUUUAAGGUUUGGAGGGUGUCGGAUUCGAAGUGCCUCGAAUCCGUGAAGGCACACGAGGAUGCUGUGAACUCGGUCGUCACCGGUACAGACGGCAUGGUCUUCACCGGCUCGGCCGACGGCACUGUGAAGGUCUGGAGGAGAGAGAUGGUGGGGAGGGUGACAAAACACACCUUGGUACAGACACUGCUUGAACAAGAAUGUGCUGUGACGGCUUUGGCUCUUGGCGGGUCGGGUUCGGUUGUGUACUGCGGGUCAUCGGAUGGUUUGGUGAAUUUUUGGGAACGUGAGAAGCAGUUGUGUCACGGUGGGGUCCUCAAGGGGCACGAGCUGGCGAUUCUGUGCCUCGCCGCUGCAGGGAAUCUGGUGUUCAGCGGAUCAGCGGAUAAGACGAUUAGUGUGUGGAGGAGGGAUCGGACGGUUCAUACGUGUCUGUCAGUGUUGAGUGGUCACAAUGGACCGGUCAAAUGUUUGACUGUUGAGGAGGAUAAAUCACCGGCUGGUGAUCAAAGAUGGGUGUUGUACAGUGGGAGUCUGGACAAGUCUGUGAAGGUGUGGAGCGUUUCGGAGUCCGCAUUUGAUUUGAAUCAGAUGGUCGAGAAUCAACAAUAUAAAUCCCAAAAUGAGAAUGUGAAAUGGGAUUCUAUACCAGAAGCGAAGUAGAGUUACAACUGUAUUUACAGUCUUUUGAUAGUCUGUUGUUUAAUAGUCUUAUAAAUUUUGAUGAUUUAUUGAAAUGCUUGAUGUAUAUAUAAUCAGUUAUGUAGUUUGUAUCAUUUAUUUUUUAUUUUUUUUUUUUUUCGUGGGAUGUCUAAAAUAUAUGUUCAUACUAUUCUUAUUUCUUAUACCAUAAUAUUCUCAAACUUUUGACUAAACAGGUGCAA
Molecule: messenger RNA, 1724 nt
Organism: Cornus florida
Lineage: Eukaryota; Viridiplantae; Streptophyta; Magnoliopsida; Cornales; Cornaceae
Product: protein JINGUBANG-like
Exons: 1
Coding region: 205-1503 (432 amino acids)
Molecular function (GO): protein binding
Source: RefSeq, a predicted model, not a curated record